GUUCUCUGCAGCGUGUACUUGACCACACAACGCUGUGCUCUCCUUGCAGCUUGUCUCUGUCGUGUUGGGACAAUACGCUGCUGAAGCUCGUGCCAGAUGGCCAGUUCGACCGUGUGGAGUGACUUUGAGACUUUGCGACACAGCGUCAAACAGAAUACGGUGGACCGUCUGAAGCAUAUCCUUACCGGGUUUAACGACGAGUGCGGGACGAACCUGACAAAGUCGGGGAAGAAGCAGGAGCUUAUUGACAGAAUCACACGCGAGAUGGACAAUUGGAGCGAGCAAGGCAAUACGGAGAGGUGGACGAAGGCCAAGGCCAUCCUCGAUCAAGUGCGCAUGACAGGAGUCUACAGCCCAACCGGGAUGUCUGGCGGAUUCGGAUUUGGGGUAUCGCCCUCGUCACAUAAUGCGUAUCCGAAUUCUGUGUCGUCUAGCAGCCAUGCCUAUCCGUCCAGCGUCCCUGGAAGCACGAGUUCCAUCCCGCCUUACAAUCCAUAUGCGCCAGCUCGGAGGCCCGCCGUGUCUUCUGCGCCAUCAUCUUCAACCCCGUCAGAUCCUGCGCCUCCGAUUAAAUUCAAGCCAUCGCCCUUCUAUAGAGUGGAACGCGCCGUGUCCUCUCUUAUCGAAUGUCCAGAAUCGACGAGCUCGAUGGAUCGACGACAACAGACGCUACAUUUCCAAAUUGAUAAGGAUAUAUUGUCGAAGUUGAGUUCGCCACACCCGAAGUACCAGCUACGGCUGUACUGUACAUCGUCCUCUUUCCACACACCCGCUAAUGCAUUCCGCCCUACGAGUGUGCCGGCCCUUAUCGAGUUUCCGCCCACUUGUGAAGUACGCGUAAAUGGUGAGGCUAUGUCGGCGAACCUCAAGGGCAUGAAGAAGAAGCCGGGCACGGCGCCACCGCCGGACAUAGGAAAGAAACUGCGAGUGACUCUGGGUGCGACGAACCGUGUGGAGAUGGUGUACGUGAACAGCCAGCAACCUGUCCAGGCAAAGAAAUAUUACAUCAUAGUCAUGCUGGUGGAAACCACGACUGUUGAACAACUCGUUGACCGCCUGAAGAAGGGAAAGUACAAACGCGGUGAAGAGAUCAGAGCACAGAUGGCCAAAGCAGCUUCCAUAGACGACGAUAUUGUUGCUGGUCAUCAGAAGAUGUCCUUGAAAUGUCCGCUUAGCUAUAUGCGUAUUCAAACACCUUGUCGCUCUUCACAUUGUGUGCAUCCACAAUGUUUUGAUGCCUUUUCUUGGUACUCCCUCAUGGAACAGACUACCACUUGGCUGUGUCCCGUCUGCGAGAAAGUCUUGAACGUCGAGGAUCUGAUUGUGGACGGUUAUUUCGAUAACAUUCUGAAGAACACCCCAGACGACGUAGAAGAUGUCAUCGUGGAGGCUGACGGGCAAUGGCACACUGAAGAUCACAAAUAUGGUUCGACUGAAUGGGUUACGGCGCGAGCGCGCUCUCAGCCCGCCGCCACCCAGCCCCCGCGACCCACCUCCGGCCAGCAGUCGUCGUCUUCGCCAAAGAAGGUGUCGAGUGUCGCGAAUGGGCAGGAUCACCGUCCGGCCAACGCGGAGGUUGUUGUGUUGGAUUCUGACGAUGAAGACGAUGAUGCCAGAGUCAAGAGGGAGUUGUCUCCAUCGAAUGACCGUGCAACGUCCAGUCUAGCUUCCCAGAGUACUCGUGGAUCUCAUUCCCUAGACAAUGCGGUCAUUGACUUGACGCUGGACUCGGAUGACGAAGAGCCAGCGCCGCCGCCGCCGCCGCCAAAGAAGAGGAAAACGAUGGAUAACGACUUGCCGUCACCGACGGAGCAAAUAUGGAAGAAGUCGCGAACAGACGGUGCGUCCGCUUCACAAUCGUCGAGCCAUGCAGGAUCGGGAUAUCCGAAUGGGUCGCGUAAUCCGCUGCCUCCGCCGCCAAUGCACUCGUUCGACGGGUCCUCCUCAUCGUAUUGGUAUAGCCCGUCUUACAGUCCUGGUGCGCAGCAGUAUAGUCCCCCGUAUUUCCCGCCGUCACUGCCGCCGCCGAUGGCUGGGCUGCCGCGACAUUCAAUUCAACAGCGUGGGUACUCCAGGACGAACGGAGCGGACUCGACGUCUGUGUUGCCAGAUGUGUGGCGGCCGUAGCUGAUGAAUCGCGGAUCGACGGGGUAAGGCUGUGCAUGUAUGUAUUCCUGCAGCGUCGGAUGUGGGGUGUACAUGGAGGGAAUUGUAACUGUCCCUCGUGGCUUUGAUCCUUCUAUGGCAGGUGUACUUU
Messenger RNA from Laetiporus sulphureus 93-53, 2257 nucleotides. RefSeq lists its product as uncharacterized. The coding region runs from base 97 to 2127 and encodes 676 amino acids. The record is from RefSeq and is a predicted model, not a curated record. Gene Ontology annotation, molecular function: SUMO ligase activity; zinc ion binding. NCBI's taxonomy places the organism in Eukaryota, Fungi, Basidiomycota, Agaricomycetes, Polyporales, Laetiporaceae. Gene Ontology annotation, biological process: protein sumoylation. The transcript is spliced from 10 exons.